AUGAAGAUUAUUAUUAUAGAUAACUACAGAGCACACUUGAAUACUUAAGUAAUAAAAAAAUUUAAAUGAUUAGGGUAUCGAAUAUACUAAUGUUAAAGAAGCAAUAUUAUUAUUUUAAAAAAGUCAAUAGCCAUCAGAUAAACUAAAAGCUAUUUGGUUGAUAACUUUAUAAAAUUAUGAAAAUAAAUAAUACACUUCAGAAUUUUUUACAAUGAUGAGAUGGAUAGCAUAUUAACACCUUAACUACUGUUUGAAAAUAUUUAAGUUCGUUUACCAGUUUUAGAUGGAUUCCCACUUCCUUAAUAAGCUCCUAGAUUUGAUGCAAUAAAAUAAUCAAAUCCUUAACCUUCUCAAGUGCCCAUGUCUCAAUCAUAUUGAACAGCUCUAGUUCUUAAUUAACAAUAUUACAAGCCCCCAUUAAUUUAAGUUGCUUAAUAGGAUAUUUCAAAUCAAUUUGAUAUAAGUAAUGAUCUCUAUGAAAAAUACAGCUUACAUUAUUAAUAAUAAGAUAGAAAAAUAGCAAGGCUAUAUUGAAGGUGAAAUUGCAAAGGCAAUUUUUUAUACACCCGAAUUAUCAGGUCAAAUUUUAAAAUAAUUAUGGGCUCUUGUUGAUACUAAUUUAAAAGGAUUCCUUUUUAAAAAUGAAUAUAUAGUUGCCCUUCAUUUAAUUUCUUGUUGUAGAAAAAAUAUUCCUUAAGUUUUACCUGAUUCACUUUAAAGAUUGAUCGAUUAAAACAAACUACAUAAUCUAUUAUAAUUAAAGAUAUAAAAGUAUAAUAUGACGCUCCAUAAGUCAUUCAAUCUAAAGAUAAAAGAGUUUAAUAAGAAUCAGAAUUACUAGCUGAAAUACAGAGACUUUAAACUUAAACUUAACCUUAAAUUUAAAACCUCCAGCUUGAUAGUUUUAAUAAAUAAAUAAUUCAUAAUAACUUUAUUAAGUUUAAAUUUAUAUUCCUUAAUUAUAACAGUAACAAAAUGA
Messenger RNA from Paramecium sonneborni, 979 nucleotides. Lineage: Eukaryota; Ciliophora; Oligohymenophorea; Peniculida; Parameciidae. The record is from the annotation of a GenBank genome assembly.